CAGGGUGCUGCAGAAGUGCCAGUAGCACACUUCGAACCUCAGGUGGCGAUGCUUUGUCAUUCCAAAGACGAUGCGUACCAUAGCCAAUACAUGACAGAAGCGGGUCGAUGGACAACAGACCCGCAACACAAGUUUACCUGCGCCAAAGAGAAAAUGGACAUCCUAGAAUACUGCAAGAAGGUUUAUCCAAAACAUGAUAUUACUAACAUUGUGGAAUCCAGUAGAUUUAUCAAAAUAACAAACUGGUGUAGAGUGGGUCAUUCAAAAUGUAAGCACACUGCGUGGGUCAAACCAUUUAGGUGUUUAGAAGGUCCAUUCCAAAGCGAUGCUCUCCUAGUACCUGAAAACUGUCUUUUUGACCAUAUUCAUAACCAGACAAAAUGUUGGGAAUUCGAAAGGUGGAAUCAGACUGCUGCACAGGCUUGUCUAGACCGGUCAAUGUCUCUUCGUACAUUCGCUAUGCUUCUUCCUUGUGGAAUUUCAUUGUUCUCAGGAGUAGAGUUUGUUUGCUGUCCAUCUAAAGCAGAUAAAAUACCACUAAAAAAAACAGUGGUUCCAGCCCUACCCAUGGGUGGGUCAGAGGUAUUCGAUAAUGUUGAUGAUGGUGAAGACGACUUGGACCCAGAUGACGAUGAAGACUCUGAGGAUGAUGAAGAAGAUGAUGACUAUGAUGGUUAUGAUGAUAUCCUAAGCUCAAGUACCACCAGUACACAAGCUCCUACAACUGAGCCUCCUAGGCCUACCACAGGGAUACCUACACCUGAUCCAUACUUUACAAAUUUUGAUCCACGUGCUGAGCAUCAAGCUUACAAGGAAGCACAGCAGCGCUUAGAAGAGCUUCAUCGAGAGAAAGUCACAAAGGUAAUGAAGGAUUGGUCUGAUCUUGAAGAAAGGUACCAAGAUAUGAGGAGCUCAGAUCCAAAAUUAGCUGAAGAAUUUAAACAAAGGAUGACUCUUAGGUUCCAGCAAACAGUUCAAUCAUUAGAGGAAGAAGGAAAUGCAGAAAAACAUCAAUUAGUUGCAAUGCAUCAACAGCGGGUUAUGGCCCAUAUUAACCAAAGGAAGAAGGAAGCCAUGACUUGUUAUACACAAGCAUUAAAUGAUAGCCCUAUCAAUACCCAUCGUGUACAAAAGUGCCUUCAGAAACUACUUCGAGCACUUCACAAAGAUCGCCAUCAUACCAUUUCCCACUACAGACACCUGCUCACAUCAAGUCUGGAACAAGCUGAACGAGAGAAAUCCAUCACUUUGGAACAUCUUGUCGAUAUUGAUCAUAUGGUUAAUCAAUCAUUACAAAUGCUUGACAGAUUCCCUGAGUUAUCUUCAAAAAUAUCACAGUUGAUGUCUGACUACAUGCAAGCCCUCAGAAGUAAAGACGACACUCCUGGAUCCCUCCUUUCCAUGACCAGAGAAGCUGAAGCUGCUAUACUUGACAAAUACCGAGCUGAUGUCACUGCACUUCAAGAAGAUAAAGAAAGAGAAAGAGUGCUGGAGAAGGAACGCAAGGAAGCUCACAAGAGGGAAAGAACUGAACUGAGGGAAGAAGCUAGGAAAUACGAUCCAGAAACUGUUGAAGAUGAGCACAGUACUGAAACUGGACCAUUGACUUCAGCUGCCCCAGUUCUCCAUGAGCAACAACCACAACUUUAUGCACAUGCUAUGACUCACGAUAUCAGCCACAAUGAGCCAACUUAUUCUGUUAGGAGAGAGGUGUAUCGUGACACAAAGGGUCUCUACUUCAUUUUAGCUUUUGCUGGUAUUGCAUUAAUGAUUGCUGUUUUGAUGGGUGGAGCUGUACUACGAAGGCGAAGUGCACGAUCACCUCAAAAUCAGGGUUUCAUUGAGGUAGAUCAAGCGGCUACUCCAGAAGAAAGACACGUAGCCAAUAUGCAGAUCAAUGGAUACGAAAAUCCAACAUACAAAUAUUUCGAAGUCAAAGAGAACUGUAUGUAAAAAACACAAAUAAAGUAUAAGAGAUGUGGGGGACCUCACAGAAUGUAAACGUCAGCCAACUUGUAUAUUUCCCCCUUUUGGUUGAGUAAGCCAGUAGAUCUUGGAGGUCCUGUGUAUUUUGAUACCUAGCUCGACAUAGAGGAACCUUGUACUUAUAUAUAAAUUUGAUGUGUUAGCUUAGAAUUUGUGCCAUAUUUCUGUAUAAUUUUCUUUUGUAUAAUUUUAUUAUUUCUUCUCUCUUUUCAUUUUAUAUUUAAAAACAAUUUCAUCCCACAUCUGAGGCUUACUGAAAUUAGUUGCGUGUAAUCACUUGUGUGUAAAGUGUGAAUAGGUGUGUCGUAUACCCUAUAAUUAAGUAGAGUUUUAAUACUAAUGCUAUCACCCUAAAAAAGUACUCAUCACAAGGAAAAUGAAUCAUUUGCAGUAUUCAACAUUUGCAUAUACUGUUUCUAGCACUUAUAAAAAAUAUUUGUGACAUCUUACUUGAAAAUUUCACAUCAAAGCUUUUCAAUAAUAAUGUUAGUGCAUUUCCUUUUAAGAUAAUUAGUUGGGAUUCUAAUAAGAAAGUCCCUCCAUUCAUAAUAAAUUUUUACAUUUUUUUAAGUAAAAUGCACAUUCCGCACAAGUACAUAUUUUAUUUAUGUUUUUCUUAAUUUAACUUGUGUGUUUUGUUUUCUUCCUUUGUAAUAUGGUGUAAGUAUUUAUUAAUAAACUUAUAAAUAUGAAAAAAAUUGAUGAUAAUUUGGCACAUAGUUAGUGCCAUCACUCUUCGGUAGGUUCCUCUAUACUUUUUUUAAAUUUUUUUUGUGCAUAAAAAAUGAAGAUAAUAAUUAAUAUUAAAAUGUAAAAUUCAAAGAUGCAUUAUACAUUUAAAUAAAAUUAUACAGACUAUGAUAGUAUAUAACCUGUUGUAUGUGACUGUUGCUUUACUCGAUGUAGCUUAAAGUGGUAUUUUUUUUAAGUUAGUGAAAUAUGCAACAUUGUAAAUUGUCUAUCGCUGCUAUAUACUUUGUUAUGUUGUAAAUUAUAAAUACUAAUAAAUUAUAUGUAUUACCUCUACUAUAAAAUAUAAACUGAUUAUUAUGACAUCUUACUUUAAAUAAACUUAUUAUAAAACAUUUUUUAAAAAAUUAUAAAACUGAUAUAUCUCAGUAACUCAUCAUAGCUGUUCAUAUUAUACGUUCCAUCAAGCUGUGUCACAUUCCAAAAAUGUUUUAAUAAUAUGAAAAAAUAACGUAGUUAUUUUGUAAACAUUCCUAAUAAGGUUUUGUAAAGUUUGUAUUUAUGAAGAAUCUCAUUUUGUUAAGCUUUAUUCCAAAAAUAGAUUAAUAGAGCAUAAACUGUUAUUUUGAUGUACUUCUAUUCUAAACUACAUUAGUUCAAUAAAUAAAUACCUGUAUAGACAUGGUAUAGGUAAGAAUUAAAGUGUUAUAGGAUAAUUAUACACAAGAAAUAAUAUCAGAUGGAAGAUAUUGAUUUCAUACAUAAAUAACAAUUUAUAUUAUCUUUCCAGAUUCCUUUAUAAUCUUUUUCCAAAUGUCAUGAAGAAAAGUCAUGUAAGCAACUUUCAUGCAAAAUGAAGUGUUUUUUAAAACAUGGAACUUAUUGUGAAUUUAUUUGUUAAUAUGAUGCAAAGAACAUGUCCACUAGUAUUGUCCAAUAUAAGAGUGUUAUUAUCAAUAUUUUAAUUACUGUAAUUUAUUUAUUAAAUAAAACUUAAUACCUUUGAUGUA
Nezara viridula (southern green stink bug) is the source of this 3686-nucleotide messenger RNA. NCBI's taxonomy places the organism in Eukaryota, Metazoa, Arthropoda, Insecta, Hemiptera, Pentatomidae. The record is from the annotation of a GenBank genome assembly.